This is a messenger RNA of Drosophila virilis, 1065 nucleotides long. RefSeq lists its product as uncharacterized. The record is from RefSeq and is a predicted model, not a curated record. Lineage: Eukaryota; Metazoa; Arthropoda; Insecta; Diptera; Drosophilidae.
GACCAAACAAUACGGUCGCCAGUCUACGCUGAACCCUCGUUCUGGGCGAGCGGUCUCGGGUUCGGAUUCGCGUUUGUUUAUGUCGUAAGAGCGUUCCACUCACAUUCACAAUCACAAUCACACCCGCAUUCACAAAUACAUUCACAAAGAGACGCACUCAUUUGCCGCCUGCCAAGAUGAGCAAAUUUUUGGACUUGGGCCUUGGCAUUUCAAUAAUCAAUUGGUACUACUCGCUAUCAUAUUUUCUAAUGUGGUGCGUGGCACUACGGCUUACAACAGACGAUGACAAUGAGCCAUUUGUUUGGCUAACCGUUUACAUGGGCAACGUGUUUCUCAAUGUGUUUCUCUUCGUUGGCCUGCGAAAGAGAGAUCGCUUGGCGGUCAAAAUAUGGUUCUCUUUGACGCUGCUCUGGUUCCUGCCCAAACUGUAUGACCACAAAAGGGGUUGUCGUCUGGACGCGCGCGGUUCAACGUACCGAAUCGUCAACAUAGUCAUGGAAAGCUAUGUAAUCAUAUCUUUUGCCGUCAUGAUGCUGGUUUAUGCCCAUCUGCCCAAGAAACUGCCCAAAACUGAGCAGCGCUCAAGACAUAAGACAUAUGCAGAUACCCCCGAUAUACAAAUGGUGGAUAUGAGCUCAAAGGUGGCAGCAAUUGCGCCCCUGGCUACGGAGGAAGUGUUUACGGACGAGGAGGCAGAGUGCCUGCCUGGCAGCAGCAAGCAACAGGUGUUUGAGUUCCAUCGAGCUGCCGGCGAUGACUAGCAUAUUGUACAAAUUACUUAGCUAUAUAUAUGUGUACAUAUAUAUUUUUGUUUAUGUAUAUAUCUAUAUAUAUUUCUUAACAUUCCCGCACAAUUUCAUAUGCAACUUUAAUUGUUGUCACAAAUUUCACACUCGUUCCAGAAAUGCGUAGCCUUUUAUACAACAGACUUAAAACUUUACACUAACAUAUUACUAUUGUGUAGUUAAAUUGUUAAGUUUCUUUUAUUAUAUAUUUUUAGAAAGAAUGAGAGAGGGACAAUAAUAAAAACAACUGCGACUCGCAGUCGCAACUUAUCAUUGCAAA